AUGUCCAGGACAACAACCACCUCCAAGUACGUCAUGGAGUUCUGCAAUCUCAUGGCAGAAUUGGACUGGAAUGAGGAGGCUUAUAUUGCGCAGUUCAUGCAAGGCCUCCACUGGAAGGAGAACCGCCCUAAAAAGGCACCCGCUAAGUCCCCAGCCACCAUGGCCACCUCCACAACCACCACUAGGGUCCGCCUAUCAGAGGACCCCAAUUAUGUUACCCCAGAGGAAAGGGACCGCCGCCGUGCAUUGGGACUAUGCGUCAAAUGCAGCCAAAAGGGCCAUGGCAUCAAACAGUGCCCCAACGGAUGGAAAGCCACCAUCAAGGAAGUGGCCAAGGUAGCUGAGGAUGCUGAGUUGGGAAAAGAUUAA
This is a messenger RNA of Rhizoctonia solani, 369 nucleotides long. RefSeq names its product Retrotransposon-derived protein PEG10. The transcript has 2 exons. Lineage: Eukaryota; Fungi; Basidiomycota; Agaricomycetes; Cantharellales; Ceratobasidiaceae. Gene Ontology annotation, molecular function: zinc ion binding; nucleic acid binding. The record is from RefSeq and is a predicted model, not a curated record. The coding region runs from base 1 to 369 and encodes 122 amino acids.